Molecule: messenger RNA, 1557 nt
Organism: [Torrubiella] hemipterigena
Lineage: Eukaryota; Fungi; Ascomycota; Sordariomycetes; Hypocreales; Clavicipitaceae
Source: the annotation of a GenBank genome assembly
AUGAUGCAUCCAUCGCGGCGGGCUUACGUCGAAGAUGAGCCCAUGUCAGGAGUAUCUUUGAUGGAUAUCCCCGAGGAUCACAAUUAUGCGAUCCCAGAUGCUGGCGCUAGCGGUUCGGCAGAUAAGGCAGCUAUCAUCAACCAGCUCAAUCGAAAGCGCCUGGCAGCCACGAUGGCUGUGCCAACUGACGAUGGAAAAGUUAGAUCUAAGCUACGAGAAAUGGGAGAGCCUAUGACUCUGUUUGGAGAAGGCCCAGGCGACCGUAGAGACCGCUUGCGUGAGCUUAUGACAAUUCAAGCAGAGCUCGCGGGCCUAGAGAGCGGCGACAUUACUAUGGACGAUGCCGAAGAUGAAGGCGCAGAAGAAGAACAAGAAGAGGAAUUUUACACACCAGGUGGCCCUGGUCUAGUUGAAGCACGAGCCAAUAUCGCGAAAUACUCGAUACCGCGCGCAAAACGACGAACCGCAUUUCAGAAGGAGGAGGCCAAGAUUCCUCUUAGAACGCACAUCAAAUUUCGCAAGACAUUGAAAGAAAGAAUCGAAGAUAUUGAACUACAAGGCAGUCAAAUAGUAGGCGAACGAAACAUUAGUAUGACGAGGAUCUCACCCAACGGCGAGAUGGUGGCCGUGGGCAACUUGGGUGGACAAGUGAAGCUUGUUGCGAUCCCCAACCUCACAGAGAAGAUGACUUACCGUGGGCAUACAAAUAAAGUAAGUGGUAUGUCAUGGUUUCCUGGAGCAACACUGUCCGAGUCUGGUGUUUCCCCUGAUUCUCUGAAUCUUGCCACAGGCGGCGCAGAGGGACUCGUCAACCUGUGGUCUCUGAACCAGGAUACACCUUUGACGUCGCUACGCGGUCACUCACAACGUGUUUGCCGGGUUGAAUUCCAUCCCUCUGGCAAAUAUCUCGCAUCUGCCUCUGAUGAUACAUCGUGGAGGCUUUGGGAUGUCGAGACCACUACGGAAGUGCUUUUACAAGAAGGCCACUCACGCGGUGUCUAUGCAGUCAGUUUUAAUUCUGAUGGCUCAUUACUGGCCAGUGCCGGUCAAGAUAGUAUUGGAAGAAUCUGGGAUAUACGUUCAGGCAAAACGAUUAUGAUCUUGGAUGGAAAACAUGAUGGCCACAUCAAGCCCAUUUACGGCUUGGACUGGAGCUCCGACGGCCAUAGAGUAUUAACGGCGUCUGCGGAUGGAUGGGUCAAAUGCUGGGAUAUUCGGAAAGUUCAAAAAGUUGGUGGUGUUGGCGCCCAUAACAGUGCUGUUUCCGAUGUACGAUGGUUUAAGGGAAUCGAUGACCCGUUGGAUGGCAAUCCACCUGGCGUCGAUGAGAACGGCGCCCAGAUCCCCAAGAAAUCCGGCACAUUUUUCCUAACCAGCGGAUUCGACCAAAAAGUCAAGAUAUUUUCCGCCGAUAACUGGUCGUGGAUAAAGACACUCGACGGCCACACUGGCCCAGUUACGAGUGUCGACUACAGCCGUGAUGGUCGCUGGAUUGUUAGUGGUGGCAAUGAUCGUAGUGUUAAGCUCUGGGGCCGCAAUGAUGGUGAGCCGAUAUAA